Quercus lobata is the source of this 1759-nucleotide messenger RNA. Its product is annotated as G-type lectin S-receptor-like serine/threonine-protein kinase At4g27290. The transcript is spliced from 3 exons. The record is from RefSeq and is a predicted model, not a curated record. NCBI's taxonomy places the organism in Eukaryota, Viridiplantae, Streptophyta, Magnoliopsida, Fagales, Fagaceae. Gene Ontology annotation, biological process: recognition of pollen. Bases 303 to 1700 code for a protein of 465 amino acids.
UUGCAUAUAUAGUCGGGACCAAGACAAAACGAUUGGGUAUUUCAUGCGUCAGAUUCAUGAGUCUUCCCUCUCAGGUGGACCCCAUGGCAAAUUUUUCCUGCAAAACCGAGUAACUUGGAAAUUCUUGAUCACAGAAAAAUGCAGAAUAUUCGAAGAACAACAACCAGCCUGAGUCAAUGCAUCUCCUAAAGAAAAUUAAAAACAUAAGUCAAUACAUGGCGUUCCAUGUCAUAGUCUUAAUUUACUCAGAAUAAUGGGUCUAACUUUUACAUGUUGGGUAAGAGCUUUAAGGAUAGUAAGCAAUGGAAAUCUUUACUUCUGCGCUUUUGAGUUCCAGUUUGCUUCUUUUGUACUUUGUAUUCACGGAUGCUGCUGAUAACAUUACUCAAUCCCAAUUCAUCAGUGACAGUAACGGCACAACCUUGAUCUCUAAAGAUGGACGCUUUGCCCUGGGGUUCUUCAGUCCAGGUAAUUCCACAAACCGUUACUUGGGAAUUUGGUACAACAAACUCCCAGGUACAACGGUUGUUUGGGUAGCAAACCGGGGCACUCCAAUCACAGACUCGUCUGGCGUGUUGCUGGUAAAAAGUUCAGGUAGUCUUGUUCUUGUCGGCCAGAAUUUGAUUGUUGCUUGGUCGGCAAAUUCAACAAAGAAGGCCAGGAAUCCAAUAUUACAGCUUUUAGAUUCAGGAAAUCUAGUAUUAAGAGAAGAGAAUGAAGGAAACUAUUUGUGGCAAAGCUUUGACUAUCCUUCUGAUACGUGGCUAGCAGGGAUGAAGCUUGGGUGGGACUUAAGGAUUGGUCUUGAAAGGCGUCUAACUGCAUGGAGGAGUCCAGAUGACCCCUCACCAGGAGAACUGAGUUGGGGGUUUGAAGUUCAUAAUUACCCUGAAUUAGUCAUGAAGAAAGGCUCGAAGAAUUUCUUCAGGUCCGGUCCAUGGAAUGGCAAUUUUUUCAGUGGUAUGCCAGAGUUACAGGCCACUCCGCUUUACAACUUCACGUUUGUCUCCAACAACAGCGAGGUAUACUUCAUGUUCGAAAUGAUUGAAAAGUCUGCAAUCACAAGAGCAGUUUUGAAUCAAUCACAAUCAGAGUAUCAGCGCUAUAUGUGGGUUGAAGAUAAAAAAGAAUGGAGCAUAUUCUUAUAUUUGCCAAAAGACAAAUGCGACAGUUAUAAUUUAUGUGGUCCUUAUGGAAAUUGUAUCAUGGGUGAGUCACCUGUCUGUCAAUGUGUACAAGGAUUCAAGCAUAAAUCACUACAAACAUGGAACCCAGAAGAGUGGUAUAAGGGAUGUGAACGCAGUAAGCCAUUGAGCUGCCUGGAUAAAACCGGGUUUGAUAAAUUAUCUGGGCUCAAAAUGCCAGACACCACGUUUUCUUUGUUGAACGAAACUAUGAGUCUUAAUGAAUGCAAAUUCAGAUGUUUGAACAACUGUACCUGUAUUGCUUAUUCAAACUCAGAUACUCGAAAUGGAGGAAGUGGCUGCGCCAUGUGGUUUGGGAAACUAAUUGAUAUUAGACAAAUGGCAGCUAACAAGGAGGAUGCUAAUAGCCAGAAUAUAUAUAUUCGAAUGCCUGCUUCAGAGCAAGCGGUGAAAAACAAGCAAAAGAUGAAGGUGAUUUUAAUAGCUGUGGUUGCCAUUGCCGUAGUUUUUGGAGUGCUCUUGAUUCCCUACUGUAUUCGCAGAAGAAAAACUUGAGAGGGUUAAAAUUGCGAUAAGAUCACAAUGAUUUCAAGAUAAUCCACUUGUUUUAAAAU